UCAACAAAUAACAUCGAAGUUUGUCAAGUCUUAUCAAUACAUUAGUUGGUGACUUUGGUCCGCUGGACGUUGAGGAUAACAGUGUAAAUAUUCAAACUGCAAAAAAAAAAAAACGCAUAAAUGAAGGAAACCGAAGUAUCGGAGCUCGUAAAAGUUGGCAGCCACGUGGUUGUACAAAAAUUGAACUUCAAAAAAGUAUAUCGCGUGUCAGAGACCGGCUCGUUGACAUUGGGCAAGGAGGAUAUCCAGAUGAGCGAAAUUAUCGGCAAACCCUUUUGGACCGCGUACAAAGUUGUCAGCUCCAAGGGCGACCCUCGCGAAAAGAAAUCCAAAAGAAGCUCGUCUACUCUAGUUGUUGCAAAAAAGUGCGAGUCCCUGGGGGAUCUCAAAGAUAGCGUGUCCAGUGGUCACGACAACAGGUGCAUAAACGACGAUGGCAAGUCACAGAAACUGUCAAGGGAUGAUAUUUUAAACUUCAGAGACGCCGGAAAAUCCGGACGGGAGAUUGUGAGUAGUCUCAUUGUGAACAAUGCUUCUUUCACAGAGAAGACAGAGUUUUCCCAGGAGAAGUACAUCAAGAAAAAAGAAAAAAAGUAUUGCCAGUUUUUGAGCAUUCAUAAGCCGACACUGGCUGCUUUACAAGAAAUAUAUCUGAGGCAAGAUUCUGCAAAGAUCUAUGGAAUGAGAAUGGAUGCCAUAGCUCAGAUUCUAUCCUAUAGCGAUGUCAAGUGCAAUGGCACUUUUAUACUGUAUGACAGUGGUACAGCUGGUCUUGUGCCUGCAGCUAUGUUGUCCAGAAUAGGAGCCAACACAGCUGGCAAUUUGCUGUAUCUGCAUUCCGGUGAUCAUUUACCACAGAUGCCAAUUGCUCGGGCUAUGAACUUUUCUGAUGAGCAGUUUGGCAGGCUGGUAACUGUCAGUAUUUUUGACUUUCUUAGGAAAUUUUAUGGUAAACAGCCAAACACAGCAGAUAAUCAUAGUAAAGCUGAUGUAUUAUGUCAAAAGACGAUCAUUAAAGAUGAAAAAUCUGACGAUAGUUUUAGAGAUAACAAUGAAAACCACGAGUGCAAUGCGACAAUGACUAGUAAUGAUCUGAAGAGAAAAAUUACCGAAGAUACAGAUGAAGGACCAGUGUUGAAGAAAUCAAGGAAAGUUCUUGAAAUAGAAAGGUCCGUUGACAUUAUGUCAGAGACAAAGGCCGACAGCCUGACAGUCGUGACAAAAGAGCAUCCGCUCAACAUAGUCAAAGGACUUUUGCCGUUUAUAAAAUCAUCCAGGCCAUUUGUCAUUUAUCAUGGUCAUCAAGAGCCACUGGAAGAAACCUACGUAGCAUUAAAAAACCAAGCUAAUGUGGUAAAUCUCAGACUGUUUUCUAAUUUUUUAAGAUCUUAUCAAGUUUUACCUGAAAGAACUCAUCCAGAGAUAACGACCAAUGACUGUGGUGGUUACAUACUUACUGGUUACACUGGAAGUGCCAAAAACACUUGUUGAAACAUUACUGGUUAAUGACCUCAGUCUUUCUUUAGACCAGGUACG
This is a messenger RNA of Copidosoma floridanum, 1536 nucleotides long. It is a transcript of the gene Trmt6, whose product is annotated as tRNA methyltransferase 6 non-catalytic subunit. The record is from RefSeq and is a predicted model, not a curated record. Lineage: Eukaryota; Metazoa; Arthropoda; Insecta; Hymenoptera; Encyrtidae. Gene Ontology annotation, biological process: tRNA methylation. Gene Ontology annotation, cellular component: nucleus; tRNA (m1A) methyltransferase complex.